Messenger RNA from Lucilia cuprina (Australian sheep blowfly), 1353 nucleotides. Its product is annotated as retinol dehydrogenase 12. Bases 51 to 1115 code for a protein of 354 amino acids. Lineage: Eukaryota; Metazoa; Arthropoda; Insecta; Diptera; Calliphoridae. The record is from RefSeq and is a predicted model, not a curated record. The transcript is spliced from 5 exons.
UUUAAAACUUAUUCCCUCCCGCUGCUGCCCGCUAAUUUUAGAAAAAUAAAAUGUUUUUUGCAAUAUUCUUUAUUGCUUUCCUAGCACUAUUAUUCUGUGCCUUUUGGUUUGCCAAAACAUCCAAAGAAGUACCCAAAUCAUGGUACGAAUGGAAAAUGGAAUUCCGUUAUCAAUAUUUGGGUAUUAUUGGUUUAAUUGAGGAUUUCAGACACAGACCCAGAGAUAGAGUUGAACUUUACAAACAACCCGGCUGUGUGGCCGUCAUUACCGGUGGUAAUCGUGGUAUUGGUUUAAGAAUUGUGGAAAAAUUAUUAGCCUGUGAUAUGACUGUAGUAAUGGGUGUACGUGAUCCUAAAAGUGCUGAAGCUGCUGUUAAGUCUUUAGUCGAUUUAGAAACCAGUGGUGGCAAAUUGAUCUGUGAAGAAUUAGAUGUGGGCAAUAUGAAAUCGGUUAGAGAAUUUGCUCAAAAGGUGAAAAGUAAAUUUAAUAAAGUGGAUAUUUUACUAAAUAAUGCUGGCAUUAUGUUUGCUCCUUAUAAAUUAUCCCCCGAGGGCUUUGAAUCUCAUUUUGCCAUCAACUAUUUGGGCCAUUUUCUUUUGCAACAUCUAUUAAUGCCCCUGCUAAAGGCUGCUGGAAAAGAAGAUAAACGUGCCAGAAUUGUUAAUGUCUCCUCCUGUGCUCAUUUAUUGGGACGCAUUAAUUACAAUGAUAUCAAUGGAGAGAAAUACUACUACCCCGGUGCUGCCUAUAGUCAAUCGAAAUUGGCUCAAGUCUUAUCCACUCGUCAUCUACAAGCUUUAUUGGAUAAAGAAAACGCUAAUGUACAAGUUAUAGCUAUACACCCGGGUAUAGUGGAUACAGAUCUCUUCGAACAUUCCGCCACCACAUCUGUACCUUUCUUUAAGAAACUAGUCUUCAAAACUCCCGAGCAGGGAUCUCGUACUCCUGUCUAUGCUGCCAUUUCACCACGUGUUGAAGGUCAAGGUGGCACCUAUUUGAGCAAUUGCCGUAAAGGACCCAUUCACCCUGUUGCCCUAAAUCGUGAGAAAUGUGAAAAAUUCUUUAACUAUUCUUGUGAGUUAUUGAAUAUUAAACAAUUUGGUGCUGAACAAUGAUGGACUUGAUAAUGACGUUUAUUUAGAGGAAUUGUAUUAAAGUAUAUAUUGUGGGAUUCUAUUUUUUCAGGCUAUUCUCUCUUUCUCCCGAUUUUUUUUUUACUUAACGUAUUUUAUAAUAUUUAUAUUAUACUCUCAAUAUUGUAUUAUAUUGAAAACGUCCAUAUGUAGUUCUUAAAUAGAAAUAUAUUUAUUGAAAAAAUAUUUAAUAAAAUAAAAGAAAGAGUUUUUAUAAAAA